AUGAGCGGCAUCCCUGGAGAAGGCUUCGACAACCGUCAGGUUCAAAUAAUUGCAGUCACAAGCACAUGCUUGGUACUUUCCACCGUAGCGGUUGUACUCCGGCUCCUAGUCCGUUGGUCCUCGGCGGCGGUGUUGUGGUGGGACGACUGGGUAGCUGUUCUUGCUUUGGUGACUUCAUGGCUCGUGAACAUCUUCACAAUAACCGGGAUCAGUUCUGGCUUGGGAAGACACAACUCUCAAGUGGAUCCGAGUAAGAUAACAUCUUUUGGCGUGAGCGUCUUCGUCCAACAAAUAACAUGGGCCCUCUCAACCGGCCUUAUCAUCCUCGCCAUCCUCCUUUUCUACAUCCGGAUCUUCCCUACUACAUGGAUGCGCAAGGCCGUCUACACCAUAGGCGUUUGGGACAUACUUUGGACCAUCUCCACAGUCCUAGUCACCAUACUCCAGUGCACUCCCAUUGACUUUAUGUGGAACCAGAACAUACACGGCGGAAAAUGCAUCAAUUCUGACGCCUUCUAUUUCGCGUGCGGGCUGACCAGCGCAGCCACCAUCGUCACCGUCCUGUUCCUACCACUACCGAUAGUUUGGAAGUUGCAAGUCUCUAAAUGGAGGAAAACAGGGUUGGCGAUUUCGUUUACUAUUGGAGCCAUCGCUUGUAUAGCAAGCAUUGUCCGGCUGGUCGUCCUUCUCGAUGUCGAUUCCAAGGAUCUCAUGUACACCAGUACCCUCGCUCAACUCUGGUCCUGCGUCGAAGUCAGCGCUGGCGUCAUCAGCGUCUGCCUCCCAUCCUUAACUACCCUCUUCCUCCUCCUUUUGGGAAAAAGGCCCAGCAACUCCACGCAUCACAUCAUCUCCACUGACAGACACCGCGAUGGAAAGAUAGAGAAUGCAGAAUGCAGUCAUACACUGCAUGCAACAUAUGAGACUCUAUGGCUGCAGAGCCUGGAAUUGAUGUGGGCAAGUUUUCUCAACUCGGAAGGGAGCGGAUGA
Letharia columbiana is the source of this 990-nucleotide messenger RNA. RefSeq lists its product as uncharacterized. The transcript is spliced from 6 exons. The record is from RefSeq and is a predicted model, not a curated record. Bases 1 to 990 code for a protein of 329 amino acids. NCBI's taxonomy places the organism in Eukaryota, Fungi, Ascomycota, Lecanoromycetes, Lecanorales, Parmeliaceae.